Molecule: messenger RNA, 3159 nt
Organism: Parnassius apollo (apollo)
Lineage: Eukaryota; Metazoa; Arthropoda; Insecta; Lepidoptera; Papilionidae
Source: the annotation of a GenBank genome assembly
AUGGUUUCAGAUUGGUGUUGUGUGAUGCUGCAGAGACCGGCACCACGUCACACGAGUGCUGCUGCAGAGACCGGCACCACGCCACACGAGUGCUGCUGCAGAGACCGGCACCACGUCACACGAGUGCUGCUGCAGAGACCGGCACCACGCCACACGAGUGCUGCUGCAGAGACCGGCACCACGACACACGAGUGCUGCUGCAGAGACCGGCACCACGACACACGAGUGCUGCUGCAGAGACCGGCACCACGACACACGAGUGCUGCUGCAGAGACCGGCACCACGUCACACGAGUGCUGCUGCAGAGACCGGCACCACGACACACGAGUGCUGCUGCAGAGACCGGCACCACGUCACACGAGUGCUGCUGCAGAGACCGGCACCACGACACACGAGUGCUGCUGCAGAGACCGGCACCACGACACACGAGUGCUGCUGCAGAGACCGGCACCACGUCACACGAGUGCUGCUGCAGAGACCGGCACCACGUCACACGAGUGCUGCUGCAGAGACCGGCACCACGUCACACGAGUGCUGCUGCAGAGACCGGCACCACGUCACACGAGUGCUGCUGCAGAGACCGGCACCACGUCACACGAGUGCUGCUGCAGAGACCGGCACCACGUCACACGAGUGCUGCUGCAGAGACCGGCACCACGACACACGAGUGCUGCUGCAGAGACCGGCACCACGACACACGAGUGCUGCUGCAGAGACCGGCACCACGUCACACGAGUGCUGCUGCAGAGACCGGCACCACGACACACGAGUGCUGCUGCAGAGACCGGCACCACGUCACACGAGUGCUGCUGCAGAGACCGGCACCACGACACACGAGUGCUGCUGCAGAGACCGGCACCACGACACACGAGUGCUGCUGCAGAGACCGGCACCACGUCACACGAGUGCUGCUGCAGAGACCGGCACCACGUCACACGAGUGCUGCUGCAGAGACCGGCACCACGACACACGAGUGCUGCUGCAGAGACCGGCACCACGUCACACGAGUGCUGCUGCAGAGACCGGCACCACGUCACACGAGUGCUGCUGCAGAGACCGGCACCACGUCACACGAGUGCUGCUGCAGAGACCGGCACCACGACACACGAGUGCUGCUGCAGAGACCGGCACCACGUCACACGAGUGCUGCUGCAGAGACCGGCACCACGUCACACGAGUGCUGCUGCAGAGACCGGCACCACGUCACACGAGUGCUGCUGCAGAGACCGGCACCACGACACACGAGUGCUGCUGCAGAGACCGGCACCACGUCACACGAGUGCUGCUGCAGAGACCGGCACCACGUCACACGAGUGCUGCUGCAGAGACCGGCACCACGUCACACGAGUGCUGCUGCAGAGACCGGCACCACGACACACGAGUGCUGCUGCAGAGACCGGCACCACGUCACAUGAGUGCUGCUGCAGAGACCGGCACCACGACACACGAGUGUUGCUGCAGAGACCGGCACCACGUCACACGAGUGCUGCCGCAGAGACCGGCACCACGACACACGAGUGCUGCUGCAGAGACCGGCACCACGUCACACGAGUGCUUGCUGCAGAGACCGGCACCACGACACACGAGUGCUGCUGCAGGAGACCGGCACCACGUCACACGAGUGCUGCUGCAGAGACCGGCACCACGUCACACGAGUGCUGCUGCAGAGACCGGCACCACGUCACACGAGUGCUGCUGCAGAGACCGGCACCACGACACACGAGUGCUGCUGCAGAGACCGGCACCACGUCACACGAGUGCUGCUGCAGAGACCGGCACCACGUCACACGAGUGCUGCUGCAGAGACCGGCACCACGUCACACGAGUGCUGCUGCAGAGACCGGCACCACGACACACGAGUGCUGCUGCAGAGACCGGCACCACGACACACGAGUGCUGCUGCAGAGACCGGCACCACGUCACACGAGUGCUGCUGCAGAGACCGGCACCACGUCACACGAGUGCUGCUGCAGAGACCGGCACCACGACACACGAGUGCUGCUGCAGAGACCGGCACCACGUCACACGAGUGCUGCUGCAGAGACCGGCACCACGUCACACGAGUGCUGCUGCAGAGACCGGCACCACGACACACGAGUGCUGCUGCAGAGACCGGCACCACGACACACGAGUGCUGCUGCAGAGACCGGCACCACGACACACGAGUGCUGCUGCAGAGACCGGCACCACGACACACGAGUGCUGCUGCAGAGACCGGCACCACGACACACGAGUGCUGCUGCAGGAGACCGGCACCACGUCACACGAGUGCUGAUGCAGAGACCGGCACCACGUCACACGAGUGCUGCUGCAGAGACCGGCACCACGUCACACGAGUGCUGCUGCAGAGACCGGCACCACGUCACACGAGUGCUGCUGCAGAGACCGGCACCACGACACACGAGUGCUGCUGCAGAGACCGGCACCACGACACACGAGUGCUGCUGCAGAGACCGGCACCACGACACACGAGUGCUGCUGCAGAGACCGGCACCACGACACACGAGUGCUGCUGCAGAGACCGGCACCACGUCACACGAGUGCUGCUGCAGAGACCGGCACCACGUCACACGAGUGCUGCUGCAGAGACCGGCACCACGUCACACGAGUGCUGCUGCAGAGACCGGCACCACGACACACGAGUGCUGCUGCAGAGACCGGCACCACGUCACACGAGUGCUGCUGCAGAGACCGGCACCACGUCACACGAGUGCUGCUGCAGAGACCGGCACCACGUCACACGAGUGCUGCUGCAGAGACCGGCACCACGACACACGAGUGCUGCUGCAGAGACCGGCACCACGACACACGAGUGCUGCUGCAGAGACCGGCACCACGUCACACGAGUGCUGCUGCAGAGACCGGCACCACGUCACACGAGUGCUGCUGCAGAGACCGGCACCACGUCACACGAGUGCUGCUGCAGAGACCGGCACCACGUCACACGAGUGCUGCUGCAGAGACCGGCACCACGCCACACGAGUGCUGCUGCAGAGACCGGCACCACGUCAUACGAGUGCUGCUGCAGAGACCGGCACCACGUCACACGAGUGCUGCUGCAGAGACCGGCACCACGACACACGAGUGCUGCUGCAGAGACCGGCACCACGUCACACGAGUGCUGCUGCAGAGACCGGCACCACGUCACACGAGUGCUGA